AUGGGCAACCGCACGUGGGACGGCUGCCACGUGGACUCGCGCGUGGACCACCUCUUCCCGCCAUCCCUCUACAUCUUCGUCAUCGGCGUGGGGCUGCCCACCAACUGCCUGGCCCUGUGGGCAGCCUACCGCCAGGUGCGGCAGCGCAACGAGCUGGGGGUGUACCUGAUGAACCUCAGCAUCGCCGACCUGCUGUACAUCUGCACGCUGCCACUGUGGGUUGACUACUUCCUGCAUCACGACAACUGGAUCCACGGCCCCAGCUCCUGCAAGCUCUUCGGGUUCAUCUUCUACACCAACAUCUACAUCAGCAUCGCCUUCCUGUGCUGCAUCUCGGUGGACCGCUACCUGGCCGUGGCCCACCCACUGCGGUUUGCCCGCCUGCGCCGGGUCAAGACGGCUGUGGCCGUGAGCUCCGUGGUCUGGGCCACGGAGCUGGGGGCCAACUCGGCGCCCCUGUUCCACGACGAGCUCUUCCGCGACCGCUACAACCAUACCUUUUGCUUCGAGAAGUUCCCCAUGGAGGGCUGGGUGGCCUGGAUGAACCUCUACCGGGUUUUCGUGGGCUUCCUCUUCCCAUGGGCCCUCAUGCUGCUGUCUUACCGCGGCAUCCUGCGGGCCGUGCGGGGCAGUGUGUCCACGGAGCGCCAGGAGAAGGCCAAGAUCAAGCGGCUGGCCCUGAGCCUCAUCGCCAUCGUGCUGGUCUGCUUCGCGCCCUACCACGUGCUCCUGCUCUCACGUAGUGCCGUCUACCUGGGCCGCCCGUGGGACUGUGGCUUCGAGGAGCGCAUCUUUUCGGCCUACCACAGCUCGCUGGCCUUCACCAGCCUCAACUGUGUGGCUGACCCCAUCCUCUACUGCCUUGUCAACGAGGGGGCCCGCAGCGACGUGGCCAAGGCCCUACACAAUCUGCUCCGCUUCCUGGCCAGUGACAAGCCACAGGAGAUGGCCAACGCCUCACUCACCCUGGAGACCCCGCUCACUUCCAAGAGGAACAGCAUGGCCAAGGCCAUGGCAGCUGGCUGGGUGGCAGCUCCGCCCUCCCAAGCAGACCAGGUGCAGCUGAAGAUGCUGCCGCCUGCACAGUGACCCUCCACUCGUGCAGAACCCCCUCACUCCUCGAAUCUUAUCCCACACUCCCUUCCCUCCUGGUCUGAUGUAAGCAAACUGUAUGCAAAUGAGGCCGUGUUCAUAGUCAUAAGAGUAGAAGAAAACGGGAAAACAGUGAGGCUGGUGGGUCACUGCUCGGUCAUCAUCCUCUACCACGACCCCCUAACAAUUUGGCUGAACUGUACCUAGCACUGUGCUGGGUGGUGCUAGUGACACAGCGGUGACGAAUGACAAUCCUGGCCCUCCUUCACAUGCUCCCACUCCAAUGGGGGAGACAGACCUGUCCCCAGACAGGGAUGACCCAGAGCGGAUGGGGCUCAUGCAGGGGUGCCCUGAGGGCAUCUGACCCAGGCUGAGGGUCAGGGAGGGCUCCCUGGAGGAGGGGACAAGUAAAUUAAGUCAAAUAUUCGGUUUCCAGAAGGUAACGACAAAAAGAAAGAGAAAAAAAAGGAUUAUUUCCAACAAGGAGGUAAAAUUUGGGGACUGAAGGGGAAGAUGGGAGAAGAAAUUCACCGAGGGGUAGAGUGGUCAUUUUCGCCCUUGGGAAGCCCUUAGUCAUCUAAGGGAGUGAGGGCAAGAAGAGCGAGUGUGAGUUUCUAGAUAAACAGCAUUCUCCAAGUCAGGACUGAGGGGGGAGGCAGACUCAGAACCCAAGUGAAAGGCAGUCGGGGCAGACCAGCUGGAGGAGAGCUGAGCAGGGCAGGCUUGGGAAGGGGCUCAGGACAAGAGAAGGGUAUUUAUUCAUUCAUUCAUUCAACAGAGAUUUAUUUAUAUUCACUCUUGGCCCAGCCCUGUGCUGGCUGGGGCUGGGGACGCAAGGGUGACCGAGACAGCCCAGGCCCCCACCCUCAUGGGGCUCAUGGUAAACGAGGAAAUAAAAAUAAAUAUAAUGUUUGGAA
Callorhinus ursinus (northern fur seal) is the source of this 2009-nucleotide messenger RNA. RefSeq names its product G protein-coupled receptor 4 (gene GPR4). Gene Ontology annotation, molecular function: G protein-coupled receptor activity. The record is from RefSeq and is a predicted model, not a curated record. Gene Ontology annotation, cellular component: membrane. Gene Ontology annotation, biological process: G protein-coupled receptor signaling pathway. NCBI's taxonomy places the organism in Eukaryota, Metazoa, Chordata, Mammalia, Carnivora, Otariidae.